CUCGUUGGUUGUACAAAAGUCUGUACUGGACACAUGCUGAUCGGAUACCGGUACAGAUACUUGAUGAAUCCAGCUUAUUACAACCACAGACAUGGAUGAAGAUUUUGCUCCAUUAGAUUGCCUUUUGCCUUCAGGAAAACAGAGGAUUUGCUUGGUUAUCCUAAAUCAGCCAUUGGAUGAACAGUACUUCCAUGCAGUUUGGAAUAAAGCCAAGAUCCGGGCAUGUGCAGACGGUGGGGCCAAUCAUCUGUACCGGCUCACGGAGGGUCAUCGUGAGAGUUUUCUCCCAGACUACAUAAGUGGAGAUUUUGAUUCUAUCCAGCCAGAGGUCAAGGCUUUCUACACAGAAAAGAAAUGUAAGCUGAUCGAGACAUCAGACCAGGACCUGACAGACUUCACUAAGUGCUUGGCCAUUAUGGUGGAGAAGAUCAAACAGCAAAAAUUGCAGGUGAACACCAUAGUCACACUGGGUGGACUUGCAGGCCGCUUUGACCAGAUCAUGGCCACAGUGGAGACCCUGUUUCAUGCCCAGAAGAUGACCGAUCUCCCUGUGGUAGUUCUGCAAGGCUGUUCUUUGGCCUACCUCCUUCGAGAUGGCAGACAGCACCGGCUGAACGUGAACACUGGCUUAGAGGGUAAAUGGUGUAGUCUCAUUCCUGUGGGCAGCGCUUGUCUUACCACCACUUCUGGGCUCAAAUGGAACUUGGACAAUCAAGUAUUGGCUUUUGGGCAGCUAGUGAGCACAUCCAACACGUAUGAGGAUCACGACCCCAAAGAAGGCAGAAAACUUGUGACCAUCACCACCGACAAGCCUCUUUUAUGGAGUAUGGGAAUUAAAAGACUUUGAACAAUGCA
Myxocyprinus asiaticus (Chinese sucker) is the source of this 855-nucleotide messenger RNA. It is a transcript of the gene tpk1, whose product is annotated as thiamin pyrophosphokinase 1. The transcript has 9 exons. Lineage: Eukaryota; Metazoa; Chordata; Actinopteri; Cypriniformes; Catostomidae. Gene Ontology annotation, biological process: thiamine diphosphate biosynthetic process; thiamine metabolic process. The coding region runs from base 92 to 847 and encodes 251 amino acids. The record is from RefSeq and is a predicted model, not a curated record. Gene Ontology annotation, molecular function: thiamine diphosphokinase activity; ATP binding; thiamine binding.